GAAAUCGGCGAAAAGGGAAUCAAUUUGUCGGGCGGACAGAGACAGAGGGUAUCACUCGCGAGGGCUGUCUAUUCAGACGCAGACAUCUACUUAUUGGACGACCCCUUAAGUGCUGUUGACGCCCACGUCGGCAGACAUUUAUUCGAUGAGACAAUCGGUCCGAAAGGCAUUCUUCGGAAGAAAACCCGUAUUUUAGUGACACAUAAGGCAUCGAUUUUGCCAGAAGUCGACAAAAUAAUUGUCUUAAAGGAGGGACUGAUCUCUGAAUUCGGAUCAUUUGAUGAACUGAUGGCUAAAAGUAAAGAAUUCGCUGAAUUUGUUGCCGAAUAUGUGUUGAGACAGGAGUCAGAAGAGGUGGACAUCGAAGACGAGAAAGAGUUGGAAAUGUUAGCAAAACUGAGACAAAGAGUGAAACCAAUUAUUGAAAGACAAGAAUCGCAUAAAUCUUCGGACAAUGAAACUGUUGUCCGACAAAGAAGUCGCACACGAGAUGUGUCUACAAGUGAUAGAGUGAACCAAAAGGAGACCAAAAGUAGUGAUAAGAUCACUGAAGAAGAGACAAAUAAAAGCAAAGGAAAACUCAUAGACGAGGAGAAAUCAGCGAAAGGUGCGGUUAAGCUCAUGGUUUACAAGAAGUACUUCCAAUUGAUUGGAUACUCGAGUUUGGCAUUCAUUUUAUUGGCGUUCAUCGGGGCUAACGUCGCGACCGUAUUGUCCGGUCUGUGGCUCAGCGACUGGUCUAACGACUCGCUCGACACCAAACGGGCCAACGAUAAGGAGUUACGUAAUGAAAGACUCGGUGUCUAUGGUAUCAUCGGAACUGUCGAAGUGUUGUUCCUGUUUGUGGCACAACUAUGGUUAAGAUUAAGGUGUGUAAGGGCUGGUAGGGAACUGCACAACACGAUGAUUGCACGAAUAGUAAGAGCUCCCAUGGCUUACUUUGACACGACACCAAUGGGGAGAAUACUGAACCGAUUCUCGCAGGACAUGGAUACCAUUGACGGGAAGAUAGUCUAUGUAUUGGGAGGAAUGCUCCGCAACUUCUUCACAGUCAUCGUGUCGUUGGGAAUGAUAUCUCUGGAAACGCCACUCAUUUUAUUGGCUAUACUUCCCAUAACUGUAGUGUAUGUCGUGUGUCAACGCAUUUAUAUCGCCAGUUCCCGGCAAAUCAAGCGCAUCGAGUCGACCACCCGUUCCCCUAUUAUCAGCCACUUUGGUGAGACAUUUAACGGCACGUCAACCAUCAGGGCCUAUGGAGCGGCCAAACAUUUCAUUAGGGAAUCGCACCGUCGCAUCGACGAUAAUAAUCAGUGGUAUUAUCCGGGUUUCUGUGCCGAACAGUGGCUGUCCAUAAGGCUGGAGUUCCUUGGGAACAGUAUUGUGUUUUUGGCCGCAAUUUUUGCGGUCAUAUUUAGAGAUAGUCUGAGCCCAGGACUGGCAGCUCUGGCCAUCAAUUACUCAUUGAGCAUAACAUUAGUUUUAAACAGUUUUAUAACGAGUAUUAAUUAUACCGAAACUUUUAUCGUCUCUAUUGAGAGGUGUCUUGAAUUGACUCAAACACCUGAAGAGGCCGAGUGGUUCAACGAUCGGACAAAACCGCCGCCCGAUUGGCCACUAAUGGGAGGAAUAGUGUUCUCCAACUAUAGCACUAAAUAUAGACAGGAAUUGGAUUUAGUGCUCAAAAACAUCACAUUAGAUGUCAAACCGAGGGAAAGGCUGGCAAUAGUGGGCCGAACCGGUGCUGGAAAGUCAUCCCUGGCUUUGGGUCUCUUCCGA
This is a messenger RNA of Oppiella nova, 1776 nucleotides long. The record is from the annotation of a GenBank genome assembly. Lineage: Eukaryota; Metazoa; Arthropoda; Arachnida; Sarcoptiformes; Oppiidae.